Messenger RNA from Arachis duranensis, 2977 nucleotides. Its product is annotated as beta-galactosidase 5. Gene Ontology annotation, biological process: carbohydrate metabolic process. Gene Ontology annotation, cellular component: cell wall; vacuole. Gene Ontology annotation, molecular function: beta-galactosidase activity. The transcript has 18 exons. The record is from RefSeq and is a predicted model, not a curated record. The coding region runs from base 306 to 2543 and encodes 745 amino acids. NCBI's taxonomy places the organism in Eukaryota, Viridiplantae, Streptophyta, Magnoliopsida, Fabales, Fabaceae.
AAUAGAAGAAUGCUAGAAGUCCAUUACAAUUUAUUAUUUUUUAUCACUAAAAAACUAGAAUAAAAAAAUUGAAUUUCUUAUAGUCCUACCAUUUCUCUUUCAGAUAUAAAGAUAAUAAGAUACACUUUCCAACGACAUCAAAGAGAGUGAGAGGAAGGAGUAGCAUAAUGGUUUAGGCUGAAGCACUGUGUUUCAGAUCAUACACCCAAGACAGAAACCACCACCCACCAACCACCAACCAUUAACCACCACCCAACUUUGAUUUUUUCAAACUACUUUCCCUCCCUCCACUCCAUCAGCAAGCAAUGGGAACCAGUACUUCAGUUUCAAAGAAGCUAAUGAUGUUGGUAACUGUCUUCUAUUUGGGUUUUGAGGUGAUCCAUUGCAAUGUGACCUAUGAUAGGAAGUCCCUUCUCAUCAAUGGCCGAAGGAGAAUCCUCAUAUCUGGCUCCAUUCACUACCCAAGAAGUACCCCCCAAAUGUGGGAGGAUCUAAUCCGAAAGGCCAAGCACGGAGGCCUUGAUGUUAUAGACACUUAUGUCUUCUGGAAUGUCCAUGAACCUUCCCCUGGCAAGUACAAUUUUGAAGGAAGAUAUGAUCUAGUAAACUUCAUUAAGACAGUGCAGAAAGUGGGGCUUUAUGUCAAUCUUCGCAUUGGUCCUUAUGUAUGCGCUGAGUGGAACUUUGGAGGAUUACCUGUUUGGUUGAAGUAUGUUCCUGGGAUUAGCUUCAGAACGGAUAAUGGGCCGUUCAAGGCAGCAAUGCAAAGUUUCACCCAAAAAAUUGUCCAGAUGAUGAAGAGUGAAAAUUUGUUUCAAUCUCAGGGUGGUCCAAUCAUUCUUUCUCAGAUUGAGAACGAGUACGGUCCGGAGAGGAGGGCAAUGGGAGCUGCUGGCCAUGCAUACAUAAACUGGGCUGCAAAGAUGGCUGUUGGAUUGGGAACUGGUGUCCCUUGGGUCAUGUGCAAGGAAACUGAUGCCCCUGAUCCUGUGAUAAAUUCAUGUAAUGGCUUCUACUGUGAUGAUUUCUCUCCAAAUAAACCAUACAAGCCUACCCUCUGGACUGAGUCUUGGAGUGGCUGGUUUACUGAAUUUGGUGGUCCAAUACAUCAGCGACCGGUUGAGGAUCUAGCAUUUGCGGUUGCACGUUUCAUACAAAAGGGUGGCUCAUAUGUUAAUUAUUACAUGUACCAUGGAGGAACUAACUUUGGACGUUCAGCUGGAGGCCCAUUUAUUACUACAAGCUAUGACUAUGAUGCUCCAAUUGAUGAAUUUGGUUUGACUAGACAACCAAAAUAUAAUCAUUUGAAGGAUCUUCACAAAGCUAUCAAACGAUGUGAGCAUGCUUUAGUUUCUUCGGAUCCCACUGUUACUUCAUUAGGAGAAUAUCAGCAGGCUCAUGUGUUCUCUUCAGGGAAUGGAGUAUGUGCUGCUUUUCUAGCCAAUUAUCAUGCACAAUCUUCUGCAAAGGUGAUGUUCAAUAACAAGAACUAUGACUUACCUCCUUGGUCCAUAAGCAUCCUCCCUGAUUGCAUAACCGAUGUGUUCAACACUGCCAAAGUGAGAGUUCAUGAUUCAAAGGUAGUAAUGCUGCCUAUCAUUCACAAGUCAUUAUCAUGGGAGACCUAUGAUGAAGAUCUAUCUUCUCUGGCUGAAAGUUCAAGGAUGGCUUCUCCCGGACUCUUGGAACAGCUUAAUGUUACUAGAGACACCAGUGAUUACCUAUGGUACAUAACCAACAUGGACAUAAGUUCAACAGAAUCAUUUCUUAGAGGAGGGAAUAAACCAAGCAUUAGUGUGCAAUCUGCAGGACAUGCUGUCCAUGUGUUUGUAAAUGGACAAUUUUCAGGGUCGGCUUUUGGGACUAGGGAACAGAGAAGUUGCACAUUUAAUGGCCCCAUCAACCUACGUGCUGGAACAAACAAAAUAGCACUUCUCAGUGUAACUGUUGGAUUACCGAACGUUGGCCGGCAUUAUGAGACAUGGGAGACAGGGAUCACUGGUCCAGUUUUGCUCCAUGGUCUUGAUCAUGGACAGCAAGAUCUGUCAUGGAAUGGAUGGUCAUACCAGAUUGGACUAAAAGGAGAAGCUAUGAAUUUGGUCUCUCCUGAUGGGGUCUUAUCUAUUGAUUGGUUCCAAGAGUCUCUAGCUACUCAAAAACAAUCUCAAUUGAAAUGGCACAAGGCUUAUUUCGAUGCACCGGAUGGAAAUGAACCAUUGGCUUUGGACAUGGGAAGCAUGGGAAAGGGUCAAGUAUGGAUUAAUGGAGAAAGCAUAGGAAGAUAUUGGAUGACUUAUGCAAAUGGUGGAUGCAAUUCUUGCAGCUAUCCUGGGCCAUUCCGCCCCGCUGUCAAGUGCCAACUUGGCUGCGGACAACCCACCCAACGAUGGUACCACGUGCCUAGGUCCUGGCUAAAGGCAACAAAGAACUUGAUAGUGGUGUUUGAAGAAUUAGGCGGAAAUCCAUGGAAAAUAUCGCUGGCAAAGAGAACUGUACAUACUCAUCAUGCUGCAGCUAGUGAAGACCCCAAUUCAAAUAACUGAAGAAACUGUCUCCAAGGGUUUAGUUGAUGAAUAAAUUAUACCUUUAAGUCAACUUCACUUGGUAAGUAGUGAGAUGUGUUAAGCUAGCCAUCUCUCCCUUUGUUGAUGCAAAAUAUGUUAUGUGGCCAAAUUUAUAUAUUUCAAUAUUUGUCAUAUAACUUGUAUUUUUGUGUGAAGAUGAUAAUUCAUUCAUUUUCAAUGUAGUAGCCAUUCAUUCAAUCACUUUCAAGUAAUAUCCAAAGUGACUCGUGACGUGAGAAAGUGACCACAGUACACGCGAUCCUCGUUGUUACCCCCAUGUGUUGUGAACUAUAGAGAGAUAUUUCACCAAUCAUGAUUGAAUGAAUGCUCUUGAAGCUUCCACUUGUUGGUACCGUACCGCCAUCUUGUAUCCCAUAUUUGUGCUUGUUUCAUAAUAUUGAAGUUAUCCGCAA